GCCGGGCUUAAUUAAGAUCCCACUGGAGUCUGGAGCCAAGGAUGAAGAAAAGAAGGAGGAGGGGAAGAGGGAGUUCCGGCAUUCCUCAGCUUAUCCACACAUUUCCAAAUAGCAGGCGCAAUCUAAGAAGAAGAUACACCAAGUACUCUCCAGCCUGGCUGAAGGAGCGGGAUGACGCGGUGGUGUCCACACUGCAAAAAGACGGGGUCCAAUGCAAGAUGUUCCACUCGUACUACACCAGAGACCCUUACUCUGUCAGCACGGAGGGUGUGGGACUCAGAGGAAUUGGAUCUGUGUCUCACUUCAUAAGCUGCUGCAGACAGAACCGAGCAGGCCCCGCAUUUGGGCCUCCACUGGACCCGCCCGUGUCUCUCCCCGCACCCUCCAGUUAGCCUCAGGGUAUCCCCUUAGACGCACUGGGCCUGACACGCAUGCCACGCAUGAAGGACGGUACCACGAUUGAUUGGGCAGUGAACAUUCGCAAGUCCUGGGAUUUCAGUGAAGAGGGAGCACAUGACAGGCUAGAAGCGUUUCUCCAUGAUGCACAGACACUUUGUCAUUUGCAAUUUAAAGAUUCCCAUUCAAAUGUGUGUACAGAUACGACAAAGAGUCCCUCGGGCAGGGCUGAUGCCCCCAACACCAGCACUCUAUCGCCGUACCUUCAUUUUGGUCAGCUCAGCCCCCGCUGGUUCCUGUGGGAUGCCAAGCGGACGCACUGUCAGCCACCGAAAUUCCAACGCAAACUGGCAUGGAGGGAUUUGGCUUAUUCGCAGCUCACGUUGUUUCCAGAUCUUCCCUGGGAAUCCCUCAGGCCUCCAUACAGGUGACUGCGGUGGAGCAGCGAUCGCAGUUACCUGAAGGCUUGGCAGCGAGGCCGAACAGGCUACCCUCUGGGAGCCAUGAGGCAGCUGUGGCUGACGGGCUGGAUGAACAACUACACUAGCGUGGUGGCAUCUUUCCUCAUAGUGUGUCUUCAUCUACCCCGGCAGGAGGGCUACCGCUGGUUCCUGGGUUAGAACUGGAACUUCGUCAUGCAUCCUGUUGACGCCGCCAUGACGUGCGACCCGUACAGCAGGAAAUAGUGUCCCGAACUUGCUGAACUGCCUGAUGAUCUUUUUCACAGACCUUGGAAAUGCCCGGCGUCCCUCCUGCGACGUGCAGGUAAGGCCUGCCGCGCACCUGAGACGGAACUGGACAAUUCAAACAAAUUACAAUUGAUGACUGACCUUUCCAACCCCUGUUCGUGUUUACUUAGGUGUGUCGCCCUGGUACAAAGACAACACUGAGAAUAUGUGGACAAACGCACGGGCUGCGACUUGGUGCCUCUGCCGCCCCGCCUGGUCUCUGAAGCCCUGGGCUUAGUGCACUCUCCCAGAAGCGAACACUUCCUUCUUCCAGUCAUUACCCGCAUGGAAUUCAAGUACCAGCUGGACGACCUGGACGCAGACACCACCGCCAAUCCUUACAACGCUCUGCUCAGGGGCUACGUUAGCCGCAAGAGGGACGAGACCGUGGCGUUUCUCUACGAGCGAGAUUUCGCCACCAGCGUCUUGCACGAGGGAGCCCUGAGUAGGGAGAGGCUGGAGAGCGACCGUCGCCGCAUGGAGGGUCUCCCCCCCCCACAGAGGCUCCCGUCGCGGGGACGAGCCAAACACACCACAAACGCAAAGGACCGUUUUUCUAUUUUACAGAGUGGGGCUAUUCUUACUACACAGGUGAUACGCACUCACAAGCCCACUUUCCAGUCCAGUCAGGAUUUCGUGGGCUUAUCGUGAUUGUUACGGCCUAUAAUGCCCAAUUUCAUGACAGCACUUUACAAAAGAUUUGGGAUAUGUGAUUUUUAAGAGCUUUUGUGAUUAAAUAUUAGCAUUAAACUUUCCCCCCCCACACCUUUUUCCUCUGCUUGACUUAGUGACUUAUCUUAGACACUCAUGCAUCGCAUCUCUGAUUACAUGAUACGUUAAACUACACUAGUCCCAAGCCAGUGGCGUGAUAGGAAAUUGGGGGUGAGCAUGUAAUUUUCAUCUGAAUGGUAUUAGGUGAGAAAGAUUUAAUCGUAGUUAGAAAGUUCAUAACGUGACAAAAUAACCAUGAGGUACAAAUGUACGUACUGCCCAAGGGAACACCAAUAGCUUAGUUUUAUGUUACAUAAUGUAAUGCUUUGAGUUCGUGUGGAUGAAAAUACGACGUACCAGUUAUUUACUGUUUAAGUCAGUUGUCAUCUUUAUUUUAUUUUGUUAUUCCACUGAGUAGAAUUUCCAUUUUAUAGUUCAGAUUUUUUUUUUCUUCGACAGGAUUUUUAAAUGCAAUUUAUUUACAAUACUUAAUUCCACACCACUAAUAUGCCAUUGUUUUAUUUGUUUACUUGGUUUGUACCACUGCUGCACUAGACAGACAAAAACGUAUCAUGUUGGGAUACCUUUAUUCAAAUAAAAAUUU
Messenger RNA from Phycodurus eques (leafy seadragon), 2439 nucleotides. Its product is annotated as deoxyribodipyrimidine photo-lyase. Gene Ontology annotation, biological process: circadian regulation of gene expression; entrainment of circadian clock by photoperiod. Gene Ontology annotation, molecular function: DNA binding; FAD binding. NCBI's taxonomy places the organism in Eukaryota, Metazoa, Chordata, Actinopteri, Syngnathiformes, Syngnathidae. Gene Ontology annotation, cellular component: nucleus; cytoplasm. The record is from RefSeq and is a predicted model, not a curated record.